GGUCCCUUUCCAAGCGCAUUUGGGAAGAUGCAUAAUCUUUCACAUCUAGACCUUUCCUUCAAUGAAUUGCAAGGUCCGAUUCCAGACACGAUUUCAAACUUACAAUCACUCCAAUAUCUGGACCUCUCAUUUAAUAAUUUUCAGCUCUCACAAUUUCCUAAAAUAGGCAAUCUGUGUAGCUUACAAAUACUCCACUUGGAAGAAGCCAACAUCAUCGAUGAGCUUCCCAACAUAAUCCAAACACUAACCGGAUGCGCAAACAAGUCCUUACUGCAUUUAUUUCUAAGUGAUAAUCAAAUCUGGGGUCCAAUUCCAGACACGGUUGGCACAUUCUCAUCAUUACAACAAUUAUAUCUUGAUGAUAACCGUUUGAAUGGAACCAUCAGUCCUCGUUUGGGGCAACUAUCAAUGCUCGAGACCUUGGAUCUUUCUUCCAACUCUCUACAUGGUACUCUCUGUAGCAGCCAUUUCUCAAACCUGUCAAGAUUAUCGGUGUUAGACCUUUCAAAUAAUCCAGCACUGGUGCUCGAUAUUGAAGAUGAUUGGGUUCCUCCAUUCCAGCUGGAUACUAUAUCAUUAAUUUCCUGCAUGUUGGGACCAAACUUUCCAAACUGGCUUGUGAGCCAAAAUAACUAUUCGUUUCUUGAUAUUUCUGCUGCUGGAAUUUCAGACAGCAUUCCGGAUGUUUUUACAUUGCCUUCAGAGCUCUCUUAUCUUAAUAUGUCUCAUAAUAUGAUUUAUGGAACACUUCCAUAUUUUGAAGUACCAACAACCACAGAUUCUAUAGAUAUGAGUUUUAACAAUAUUGAAGGUGCAAUACCACCAUUUCCAGUAAACCUUACCUCAUUACACUUGAAUAACAACAGGUUUUCCGACCCCGUCCUCUUUUUGUGUCCUAGAGGUGAAGUACGUCUAUCCUAUCUUGAUCUCUCAAAUAAUUUGUUGUUCGGGAAACUUCCAGAUUGUUGGAUGAAUUUCGAACAAUUAUCCAUUCUCCAUUUAGAGAAUAAUAACUUUUCUGGUGGUAUACCACCUUCCAUUAGUUAUUUGAAGCAAUUGGAGUCGUUGCACUUGCGCAACAAUAGUUUUUCGGGAGAACUUCCAAGAUCAUUAGAGGAUUGCACAUCCCUAGUUUAUCUUGAUCUUGCUCAUAAUUCAUUUACUGGACGUAUAUUGCCAGGUAUUGGGACUAAUCACAAAAACCUCGGUUUUCUAAGCCUUGGAAGCAAUAAUUUUGUUGGAGAAAUACCUUUGAGCCUUUGUCAAUUGCCCUCUCUUCAAAUCUUGGAUCUCGCUGUCAACCAAAUUUCUGGAACCAUUCCAAAUUGCAUUCGUAAUCUUACAGCAAUGCAAAGUACAUCAGAUAUGAUUCCACCAUUGCAAAAUAAUCAUACUUUUGGAAUAAUUGAGAGUACCAUUCACUCUAGGGAUUUAAUUGUUUUUUCUAUACUAAACACUGAUGCUGCAACAAUUAUGUGGAAGCAAUUAGAAAGGUCCUUUGGGGAGUAUUUAGGACUAGUCAAGCUCAUUGAUCUUUCAAACAAUAAGUUGGAAGGCAAAAUUCCCAUAGAAAUUUCAGCCCUGCAAGGUCUUGUCUCGUUGAGCUUAUCAAGAAACAGCUUGAUUGGAAGCAUCACACCGGAAAUCGGACAAUUGACAGCUUUAGAAGUUCUUGAUUUGUCAAACAACCACCUCUCUGGUGAAAUCCCUGAAAGCAUCACUGCUUUGAACUAUCUCAGCAACUUGGAUUUGUCAAACAACCACUUCUCUGGAGAAAUUCCGAAGGGCACUCAACUUCAAGGUUUCGAUGCUUCAGUAUAUGCAGGAAAUCCUCAACUUUGCGGAGCUCCUCUCCCGUACUGCUCUUGGGAUCAGCCACACCACAACUCGACGAGGGGUGAUAAUACUACUCCCCACGAUGACACUGAUGAUGACAAGAUGUUUUUUGUGGGGUUGUACGUAAGUGUGGUGCUCGGAUUUAUCAUAGGAUUCUGGGGAGUUUGUGGAACAUUGGUGCUCAAAAGAUCUUGGAGACAUGCCUUUUUUCAGUUCUUUGAUGACAUGAAAGAUAGGCUCUAUGUCAUGGUUUCAUUGAGCAUUGCUAAACUUAAAAGGAGGCUCUAAAUCCAGUGAGUUGUUAAUCAAUUUUUUUGUUGAUCUUGACAGAAUGUUAUUGACUGUAUUUAUGAUAUAUCUAAUAAGUUUGAGAUCCGUACUUUCACAUUUCAUUGCUAAGUCAUCUGCCGCUUAGAAUGAACUGAGGGUCUGGAUGGAGGAAAGCCCUCCGGAUGUUAGUCAUGUAAUCCUUGCUGAAUUCAUCUUAAUAAAAUCUAUCCUGUUUUUCUGUUACCAAAAAAAAAAAGGUUCAACUCACCUUAGCUUGCUAAAGAAUGUAAUGUAUCUGUAAUGUAAUAUAAUCGAUGUGAUUCUUACAAUAUUUUGCAAUUAAAAUUAAAU
Molecule: messenger RNA, 2457 nt
Organism: Chenopodium quinoa (quinoa)
Lineage: Eukaryota; Viridiplantae; Streptophyta; Magnoliopsida; Caryophyllales; Amaranthaceae
Product: LRR receptor-like serine/threonine-protein kinase GSO1
Exons: 1
Coding region: 28-2124 (698 amino acids)
Molecular function (GO): protein binding
Source: RefSeq, a predicted model, not a curated record